Molecule: messenger RNA, 660 nt
Organism: Cyphellophora attinorum
Lineage: Eukaryota; Fungi; Ascomycota; Eurotiomycetes; Chaetothyriales; Cyphellophoraceae
Product: putative serine/threonine-protein phosphatase C22H10.04
Exons: 1
Coding region: 1-660 (219 amino acids)
Biological process (GO): peptidyl-serine dephosphorylation
Cellular component (GO): FAR/SIP/STRIPAK complex
Molecular function (GO): protein serine/threonine phosphatase activity
Source: RefSeq, a predicted model, not a curated record
AUGCUCAUGAAAGAGUCAAAUGUCGUCCACAUAUCCGCCCCUGUCACAGUAGUCGGAGACAUACACGGCCAAUUCUUCGACAUGCUCGAGAUCUUCAAAAUUGGCGGUUUCUGCCCGGACACGAACUACCUCUUCCUCGGUGACUACGUGGACCGAGGUCUCUUUAGUGUCGAGACCAUCAGCCUGCUGGUGUGCCUAAAACUACGAUACCCGCAGCGAGUGCAUCUCAUAAGAGGAAAUCACGAGAGUCGGGGCGUUACGCAAAGUUAUGGCUUCUACACCGAAUGCGCGCGGAAGUAUGGCAAUGCAAAUGUGUGGCACUAUUUCACGGACAUGUUCGAUUUCCUCACACUGUCGGUCGUCAUCAACAAUCAGAUCUUCUGCGUGCACGGGGGCUUGAGCCCGAGCAUACACUCGAUCGACCAGAUCAAGAUUAUUGAUCGCUACCGAGAAAUACCACACGAGGGACCAAUGGCAGAUCUGGUCUGGUCGGACCCGGACCCGGAAAGAGACGAGUUCUCGCUGUCGCCGAGAGGAGCAGGAUACACAUUUGGUGGCGACGUGGUCAAGAAGUUCCUGCAAGUGAAUAGCAUGAGCCAUAUUCUGAGAGCACACCAACUAUGUCAGGAGGCUACCAGAUACUGUAUGACGACCGCUUGA